UUUUGGACCAAAACUUUACAUUUAUACUGGGACACGGCAAAAACAACAUUUAUACUGCCCCAGCCCAAUUUCAUUACUUUUGUACUGCCCAAGCCCAACAUCAUUUCAUUUCUACUGUGAACAGUAAAACACACGGGAAACAACCUUGUUCGUGUGUGGGGAGACGCCGGAGACGGAAAUCACCAAGAAAAAACCAUUAAAUCCGGCGAAGAGUUUUUUGAAAAGGAAUCAGAAUUGAAGAACAAGACGUACAGAAAACUGUCCCAACAAAAUAACAGAGGUAAUGGAACGUCUACCAGUACUCAUCAAGAGCAAUGGACAAUGGAAUGAAGAUCACAAUUAUGUGAACUAUGUGGCUAGUGGAGAAUUCAUACCAACAAAAUGCAAGUAUGAAGAGCUACUGCAAAUACUGGUUACUUCAUUGGGGUGCGAAAACACCAGCACAACACUACAAAUACAGUACCAAGCUAAAGAAGGAAUACCACCGAUCAAAAUAUGCAACGAUCGAAGCCUCUACUUUUACUUGGAAUUGAAAAUGAAGGAAACAGAUUUCACGACAUAUCCACUAUGUGUCAACCAGCAAAACAACAACACAACACCUGCUGCAACACCAAAUUCGAUAUCCACAACAACACCGAAUGAAUAUAAUGUGGCAAUGAUCGAAAACAACACAACAACGCUUGAAAACAACAUAACAACAACAGAAUCAUACACAACGGGACAGCAAACGGAAGAAGGGGAAAAGUCAGAAACAAUAGAAGAUGAGGAGGACAAAUUCGACAUAAUUGACUAUGCAAAUGCGGUUCUUUGA
Messenger RNA from Cannabis sativa, 811 nucleotides. RefSeq lists its product as uncharacterized. Lineage: Eukaryota; Viridiplantae; Streptophyta; Magnoliopsida; Rosales; Cannabaceae. The record is from RefSeq and is a predicted model, not a curated record. The transcript is spliced from 2 exons. Bases 284 to 811 code for a protein of 175 amino acids.